AUGUAACGGCUCAUAUCAUUUAUUCGCAAUUUAAAAUAUCAGCCUCAGUCUUGGACUUACCGGUCAAGUGGAAAGACGUACUUACCAUUAAUUCUGAUAAUUUGGAGCAAUAAAAAUAAUAUCAGACAUUUAAAAAUAGUUUAAAUUAACAAUGGUGUUAGGAAUUAUAAAAUGUCAUAAAAUAUUUUUUAAAAUAGGAGUUGGUUGCCGACAAACAAGAAAUAAAUUACAAAUUAAUAAGAUAUGUGCUGUAAAUUUUUCAAUAAAAAAUGACAUACCUGAUGAAACAGAAACAGAUCCAACAGAGUUGAAAGUACCAGUUGGAGAUGGAAAAUUGUUUAAAUCUGUUGAUCAUGCUAUAAGUGAUAUACCUGAUGGUGCUAAAUUAUUAGUUGGAGGUUUUGGACUCUGUGGUAUUCCUGAAAAUUUAAUCGCUGCUAUAAGUAAAAAAGGAUGUAAAAAUUUAACAGUUGUAUCGAAUAAUGCUGGUGUUGAUGAUUUUGGUUUGGGGAUACUUUUAUCGCAGCAAAGAAUAAAACGAAUGAUUGCUUCUUAUGUUGGUGAAAAUGCUGAAUUUGAAAAACAAUAUCUCAGUGGUAAUCUUGAAGUCGAAUUGACGCCACAGGGUACUUUAGCAGAACGUAUCAGAGCAGGGGGUGCUGGUAUACCAGCGUUUUUCACAGCAACUGGUCUCGGUACUAUAAUCCAGGAGGGUAAUGUCGUCGUAAAAUAUGGUGCCGAAGGUAAGCCUGAAAUAUCUGGUGAACCGAGAGAGAUUCAGGAAUUUAACGGGCGAAGCUAUGUUAUGGAAACCGCCAUCACUGGAGAUUUUGCGUUAAUAAAAGCUUGGAAAGCUGAUAAAGCUGGAAAUUUAAUUUUCAAAAAAUCAGCAAGAAAUUUCAACCCUGUCAUGUGUAAAGCAGCUAAAGUUACAAUUGUUGAAGCUGAGGAAAUUCUUGAAGUUGGUCAACUGGAUCCUGAUCAGAUUCAUGUACCCGGAAUAUAUGUAGAUAGAAUUUUAAAAGGCCGUAAUUAUGAAAAACGUAUUGAAAAAUUAAAAACUAAUGCCUCAUUAAAAUCAAAAAAAGCUACACCAGCAACUAAAGCAAGAGACAAAAUUAUCCGACGUGCUGCUCUAGAAUUUAAAGAUGGAAUGUAUGUUAAUUUGGGCAUUGGAAUGCCAAUGUUGGCUGCUAAUUACAUUAAGAAAGGUAUGAAUGUAACGCUUCAGUCUGAAAACGGAAUUUUGGGCCUUGGUCCUUAUCCAGAUGAGAGCCAAGUUGAUCCAGAUUUAAUUAAUGCUGGAAAAGAAUCCGUAACAGUCGCUCCUGGUGCAUCUUUCUUCAGUAGUGAUGAAAGUUUCGCUAUGAUCAGAGGUGGUCAUGUUGAUUUGACAAUUCUUGGAGGUAUGCAGGUAUCAAAGAAUGGAGAUUUAGCAAAUUGGAUGAUUCCUGAAUCAAUGGUCAAGGGUAUGGGCGGUGCGAUGGAUUUAGUUUCUGCUGCGGGUACAAAAGUAGUUGUCACAAUGGAGCACAAAGCUCGAGACGGAAGCCCGAAAAUUCUAGAAGCUUGCACAUUACCAGUCACUGGUCAACAAUGUGUCGACUUGAUCAUUACAGAUUUGGCUGUAUUUGAAAUUAUUGAUGGAGGUUUACGGUUAAUUGAAUUAGCGCCUAACGUCGAUAUUAGCGAAGUUGUUAGUUCAACCGGUUGCGAAUUUUCUGUUUCUGACGAUUUGAAAGUUAUGGAACAAAUUUCGAUGGACGAUGAAAUUUAAAGUUUCAACAUAUUUUUUUUUUUAUACUAUCAAACUUAUAAAAGCAUUUAAAACGAUUUAAUUUAUAUUAAAAUAUAUAUGGUAUAUUGUAAAAAAAAAUGUAUAUUUUGUAAAGUGCAAUAGAAGUAUUAUUUUGUACAAUAUUAAAAA
Molecule: messenger RNA, 1927 nt
Organism: Cotesia glomerata
Lineage: Eukaryota; Metazoa; Arthropoda; Insecta; Hymenoptera; Braconidae
Gene: SCOT
Product: succinyl-CoA:3-ketoacid coenzyme A transferase 1, mitochondrial
Exons: 7
Coding region: 152-1777 (541 amino acids)
Biological process (GO): ketone body catabolic process
Cellular component (GO): mitochondrion
Molecular function (GO): succinyl-CoA:3-oxo-acid CoA-transferase activity
Source: RefSeq, a predicted model, not a curated record